Molecule: messenger RNA, 354 nt
Organism: Spodoptera exigua (beet armyworm)
Lineage: Eukaryota; Metazoa; Arthropoda; Insecta; Lepidoptera; Noctuidae
Source: the annotation of a GenBank genome assembly
AUGCUAGAAACCUACGACACGGACGCUCUGACGGAUGGCAAAUUGAAGACUGAAGGGACGACGCCGCCCGGGACGCGUCGGGACGCUGUUGCACCCGACCCCGCACUCCCCUCACAGCCUCCUUGCAACCCCCGCAACUACCCCUUCCUACCCGCUGUCUUCCAAGCGAGGUCGCGGUUGAUGCACGUACCCCGCGUCCCUCGCGAUCCCCGCAGCUCCUCGAGCUAUACCCGAGCCCUGGCAACCGCCCCCUUAUGUAUCAUGGCUCAGCACAAUGGGGCGCUACGCUCGCCUUAUGUACUUGGCACCCUAAUCCUAUCGACCCUAGAAUACCUCCACCUCCUACACGCAUGA